Messenger RNA from Anarrhichthys ocellatus (wolf-eel), 7863 nucleotides. RefSeq names its product ATP-binding cassette, sub-family C (CFTR/MRP), member 9 (gene abcc9). Gene Ontology annotation, biological process: transmembrane transport; potassium ion transport. Bases 43 to 5112 code for a protein of 1689 amino acids. Gene Ontology annotation, molecular function: sulfonylurea receptor activity; ATP binding; ATP hydrolysis activity. The transcript has 44 exons. Gene Ontology annotation, cellular component: membrane. Lineage: Eukaryota; Metazoa; Chordata; Actinopteri; Perciformes; Anarhichadidae. The record is from RefSeq and is a predicted model, not a curated record.
GUGUGCAUGCACCAUAAUACCAUAUCUGAGCGGACACAGUAAAUGUCAUGUGUAUGCAUUUCCUGUCCCCCGUGCCUUCAGUGUAAACCGCAAUAUAAUAAGACGUCGCACUCGGGAAUUAAGAUCCGGGAUAUAGGGGACGCAUUGACCCACAGCGCGUGCCCCCAAAAACUGCGUCAGAGGUUGGACAUCCGGAAUGAAACGUUGUCAUUAAGGAUUUUUACUUUUCUUCGAGUAUCCAAAGAUCAAACCAAAGCACCGCUAGUGACGCUAACGGCUAACUGUUCAAAGACAAUGCAGUCGGGCGGUGGCAUGGCCUUGUCGUUCUGCGGCGACGACCAGGACAUCAACUCCUACAGCGUGAAGGACGGCAUGCUCAACAAUGGCUGCUUCGUGGACGCUCUCAACCUGGUUCCCCAUGUCUUCCUGCUCUUCAUCACCUUCCCCAUCCUCUUCAUCGGUUGGGGCAGUCAGAGCUCCAAGGUCCAGAUCCAUCACAACACAUGGCUUCAUUUCCCCGGACACAACAUGAGAUGGAUCCUCACCUUCUCGCUGCUAUUCGUCCACGUCUGCGAGUUCGCAGAGGGCAUCGUCUCCAACAAUAGGGGGAUGAGUACCAACCACCUCCAUCUCUUCAUGCCAGCCUUCAUGGGUUUCAUAGCAGCCACAACGUCCGUGGUUUACUACCACAACAUAGAGACAUCCAACUUCCCCAAACUGCUGCUUGUACUGUUCAUCUACUGGGUGUUGGCGUUCAUCACAAAGUCCAUUAAGCUGUGGAAGUUUGCAGAGCACUAUGUUGGACCGCAGCACCUGAGGUUCUGCAUCACGGCCCUGUUAGUGGUGCUGUACGGACUGCUGAUGGGCGUGGAGAUCAACGUCAUAAGAGUCAGGAAAUACGUGUUCUUUGCCAACCCCCAAAAGGUGAAACCUCCAGAAGAUCUGCAGGAUUUGGGGGUUCGCUUUCUGCAGCCGUUUGUCAACCUGCUGUCCAAGUCGACAUAUUGGUGGAUGAAUCCUCUCAUCAUGGGAGCCCAUAAGAGGCCCAUCGAGCUGAAGAAGAUCGGCAAGCUGCCCAUCGCCAUGCGAGCACUCACCAACUACCUUCAGCUCAAAGACGCCUACGAGGACCAGAGGACGGCUGAGGAUCCGAACCGUGCCCCGUCCAUCUGGCGCUCCAUGUAUCGAGCGUUCGGCCGCCCCAUCCUGCUCAGCAGCACCUUCCGCUACCUGGCCGACCUGCUGGGCUUCGCCGGGCCGCUCUGCAUCUCCGGCAUCGUGAAGUACCUGAACAACAGCAGCGUCGGCCCGACGGCAAAAGAAAUCGAGGCCAAUACGCAUUUGGGCGUGUACUUCAUGCCGUCCAUUGAGCUGCUGAAGGACACCUCCGUCCUGGCUGUGCUUCUCUUCCUGGCUCUGAUCCUGCAGAGGACCUUCCUGCAGGCCUCGUACUACGUCACUAUUGAAACCGGCAUCAACCUGCGGGGAGCCCUGCUGGCGAUGAUUUACAACAAAAUGCUGCGUCUGUCCACCUCCAACAUGUCUAUGGGGGAGAUGACGCUGGGGCAGAUCAACAACCUGGUGGCUAUCGAGACCAACCAGCUGAUGUGGUUCCUCUUCCUCUGCCCCAACCUGUGGGCCAUGCCUGUACAGAUCGUGAUGGGAGUGAUCCUGCUCUACUAUUUGUUGGGCUGCAGUGCGUUGGUUGGAGCAUCGGUCAUAGUCCUGCUGGCUCCGGUCCAGUACCUCAUAGCUACAAAGCUGGCAGACACGCAGAAAAGCUCACUAGAACACUCGACGGAGCGUCUGAAGAAGACCACAGAGAUCUUGAAGGGCAUAAAGUUGCUGAAGCUGUACGCCUGGGAGAACAUCUUCUGUGGCAGCGUGGAGGACACCAGAGGCAAAGAGCUCACCAGCCUCAAGAACUUCGCCUUCUACACAUCCAUGUCCAUUUUCAUGAAUGCUGCUAUUCCCAUUGCUGCCGUUCUCGCGACGUUUGUGACGUAUUACUUCUGGACUGGGAACACCGUUCCCGCUCCUGCUGAGGCCUUCGCAGCUCUGGCGUUGUUCCACAUCCUGGUCACGCCUCUCUUCCUGCUCUCCACUGUGGUCCGAUUCGCCGUCAAGGCGCUGUUCAGCGUCCAGAAGCUCGGCGAGUUUCUUCAGAGUGACGAAAUUGGAGACGACAGCUGGAGAAAUGGAGACAUGCCAGUUUCCAUGGAAGCAGGAAAGAAACACAUGGGGGGGACCAAAGCCAUCAACAGGAAGCAGCCGAUGCGCUACCAGAUGGACAACUACGAGCAGCCGACCAGGCGGCAGAUGAGACCCUCGGAGACGGAGGAUGUGGCCGUGAAGGUGAGCAAUGGAUUCUUCUCGUGGGGAAGCAACCUGUCCACGCUGUCAGACAUCAACAUCCGCAUCCCCACAGGUCAGCUGACUAUGAUUGUGGGCCAGGUGGGUUGUGGGAAAUCCUCCCUGCUGCUGGCCAUGCUGGGCGAGAUGCAGAACAUCGACGGAAGAGUCUUCUGGAGCAAGCUGCCUGAUUAUGAGCCGGUCCACGAGGGGAACAUCAGUUGGUCAGGGAUGGAGGAGUGUGACGAAGACAUCAGGAGCAAGAACAGAUACUCGGUGGCCUACGCUACCCAGAAGUCCUGGCUGCUCAACGCUACAGUGGAGGAAAACAUCACCUUUGGAAGCCCUUUCAAUAAACAGAGGUACAAGGCCGUGAUAGACGCCUGCUCUCUGCAGCCGGACAUCGACCUGCUGCCCUUUGGAGACCAGACGGAGAUUGGAGAGAGGGGCAUCAACCUGAGUGGAGGUCAGAGACAGAGAAUCUGUGUGGCCAGAGCUCUCUACCAGAACACCAACAUCGUCUUCUUGGACGAUCCCUUCUCAGCGCUGGACAUCCACCUCAGCGAUCACCUGAUGCAGGAAGGGAUCCUCAAGUUCCUGCAGGAUGAUAAACGGACUGUCGUCCUGGUCACCCAUAAACUGCAGUACCUCAUACAUGCAGACUGGAUUAUAGCGAUGAAGGACGGCUCUGUGCUGAGAGAAGGAACUCUGAAAGACAUCCAGACUCAUGACAUUGAGCUUUAUGAACACUGGAAGACCCUGAUGAACAGACAGGACCACGGGCUGGAGAAGGACAUACAGCAGGACAGUCAAACCACACUGGAGAGGAAAACACUGAGGAGAGCGUUCUACUCCAGAGAGGCCAAGAACCAAAUGGACGAUGAGGAUGAAGAGGAAGAAGAGGAGGAAGAAGACGACGACAACAUGUCAACAACCACUAACAGAAGAUCAAAGAUCCCAUGGAGGGUGUGCUGGUGUUACAUGUCCUCCGGUGGGUUCUUCAUGGUCUUCCUGAUGGUGUCCUCCAAGCUUCUCAAGCACUCCGUCAUUGUUGCAAUCGACUACUGGUUGGCAAUCUGGACCUCCAAAACCAACGGGACCAUCGGCAACGGGACCAUCGGCAACGGGACCUUCGGCAACGAGACCUUCGGCAACGAGACCUUCGGCAACGGCACAGAUCCCGCCAAGGACGACUACCACUACCUGCUGGUGUUCACCACCCUGUGUGCGGCUGGCAUCACGUUGUGCCUCAUCACCUCUCUCACUGUGGAGUUUCUGGGUCUAUCUGCAGCCACCAACCUGCACCACAACCUGCUCAACAAGAUCAUCCACGCUCCCAUCAGGUUCUUUGACAUCACUCCUCUGGGGCAGAUCCUCAACAGAUUCUCCGCUGACACCAACAUCAUCGACCAGCACAUUCCUCCAACGCUGGAGUCCCUGACGAGGUCCACGCUGCUCUGUCUGUCGGCCAUCGGGGUCAUUUCCUCCAUCACUCCGGCUUUCCUCAUCGCCUUGGUUCCCCUGGCGGUGGCCUUCUACUUCAUCCAGAAGUACUUCCGGGUGGCCUCUAAGGACCUCCAGGACCUGGAUGACUCCACACAGCUUCCUCUGCUCUGCCACUUCUCUGAGACCGCUGAAGGUCUCACCACAAUAAGAGCAUUCAGACACGAGGCUCGAUUCAAACAACGUAUGCUGGAGCUGACGGACACCAACAACACGGCCUACCUGUUCCUGUCCGCUGCCAACCGCUGGCUGGAGGUCCGAACGGACUACCUCGGAGCAGUGAUCGUGCUGGCAGCAGCAGGAGCCUCCAUCUGGUUCCCAAGCAUCGGUUUGGCUUCUGGAGGCCUCGUGGGCCUCGGACUCACGUACGCCCUCACGGUCACCAACUACCUGAACUGGGUUGUGAGGAACCUCGCAGACCUGGAGGUCCAGAUGGCCGCCGUGAAGAAGGUCAACAGCUUCCUGGGCACCGAGUCGGAGAACUACGAGGGAACUAUGGACGCCUCUCAGGUGCCCGAGAACUGGCCCCAGGACGGCGAGAUAAAGAUCCAGGACCUGUGUGUGCGCUACGAUCCAAUGCUCAAACCGGUGCUCAAACACGUCAACAUGUACAUCGAGCCGGGCCAGAAGGUGGGGAUCUGCGGUCGCACUGGCAGCGGGAAGUCCUCUCUGUCGCUGGCCUUUUUCAACAUGGUGGAUAUGUUUGAAGGGAAGAUCGUCAUCGAUGGGAUCGACAUCUGUAAGCUUCCUCUGCAGACCCUCAGGUCCAGACUCUCCAUCAUCCUCCAGGACCCUGUGUUGUUUAGCGGAUCCAUAAGGUUUAAUCUCGAUCCAGAGAGGACGUGCACCGACGAUCGGCUCUGGGAGGCGCUGGAGAUCGCUCAGUUGAAGAACAUGGUGAAGGCGCUGCCUGGAGGACUCGAUGCUGUCGUGAACGAAGGUGGAGAGAACUUCAGCGUCGGUCAGAGGCAGCUCUUCUGUCUGGCUCGAGCUUUUGUCAGAAAGAGCAGCAUCCUCAUCAUGGACGAGGCCACGGCGUCCAUAGACAUGGCCACGGAGAACAUCUUACAAAAAGUCGUGAUGACUGCGUUUGCAGACAGAACAGUCGUCACGAUCGCACACCGCGUCCACACCAUCCUAACAGCCGACCUGGUCAUCGUGAUGAAGCGAGGGAACAUUUUGGAGUACGACAAACCGGAGACUCUUCUGGAGCAGGAGGACGGGAUGUUCGCUUCAUUCGUCAGGGCGGACAUGUAGACACACGAGUCCUUCAGCGACGCCCGACCACUAGAGGACCGAUCAGUUGUUUGAUCUGCUUCUUUCUCUCUUUUUCCACGUAGAGUUGUUUUCUUUACGAGGCGGACGGACCUCUGAGAAGCUACAACACUCCAGUGAAGCCAAUCAUGUGUGUCUUGAAUUCACUGGAUAAACAGAUCCAGAAACAUUAUCAAUCACCGCUUGAUAUAUUUAAACAGUUGUACUUGAAUCAUUCAGUCACUCAGCCAAUUAAAUACUGCCUUUUUGUUGUUUUUAGAAAUUACAUGUAGAAACACCAAAUAUCAUUUAAAUGAUAAACCAGUUCAUAAAUCAGUUUAUCCAGAUUUUAUAUUGGAAAUUAGCAAAAUUCACAUAUCAAGAGAGUCAAUGGAGGAAUUCUUUGAUCACUGACUUUUAAGCAACCAGUAUUAAGAGUUAGUUAAAAAUACAGAUGUCUGUGUCUCUAAAUAGCUAAUUGAUCAUGCUAAUGAAUAGAUCAGACACGCCCAUUUUAAUGGGAUUUGUUGACAAUAAGAACAAUAUAGAAUUUCUCCAGACUUCUGCUUUAAGUUCAAGGACUCCCACCGAUAAGAAGUGUAUUCAAAAUACGAUGUAGUUUUUAUUUCAGGUGUUUUUUAAGGCAGUAUUUAAAAUGAGUGCGGUGACACUCACUGUAUCUGUGGUCAUUUAGACCGACAGAGUUUUUAAUUGGAUAGUUUUAGAUUGAGCUGAACCUUUAGGUCCUUUAAGGAUCAUUAUGAACCAAAAAAACACUUCAAAAGUCUUUAAUUAUCUUGUUAUACAUAUUUGUUACAUUUAUUUUAAACAUAUGCACAACACGUAUCAGUUUUUGUUAAUCUUUAGCACUUGUAUUAUGCAAUGAUAAGAAUGGGAGAAACUUGUAUUUAAAGUAAUUUUUUAAACAACUGAAUGUUGGUUCUGUGCUCUGCAUACAUGAAUGCACCGUGCAGUCUCUCACUGUAAAGGAUUUUGAUAAUAUGUUCUUAUAUUUUAGACCCUGGUGUAUUUACUACAUUUUUAGAAGGAAGCUGACAGAACUGACACUCAAUAUUUGUACCCGAUGCUGCGUUCACGUCAGACGUUUGAGAAGAUCAGGACGAUGUCUCCGAACUGCAACUUUUGGAUCGUUAAAAAAUGUCUCCUGAACAAGUGCGACAAAGGAAGUCAACAUCCGAGGAUUUACUGCUGUUUUCGAUGCCUGUUUUGAAUGAAUUCUGCAACUUGUGAUGCCAAAAAGGAGACAUUAAAACCUUAAAAUCUCCUCGUCCUACUUGGAUUCACCACCAGGAGGUCGACCUGUGUGUCUUCUCCCAGUGCUUGGGAAACAUUUCCUUGGGACAAGAUUAGCAGACGUCUCUGAUGCAACAGCAAAGAGGAGGCAUCCAAUUUUACGACCAACUAACUACCAAAUAUUCCAGAAUCACAUCCAAAUCUGCUUUUUUCACACAGAAAACAAGCAACUCUGUUGAAUACAACAGCGUAUUAGGGGCCAUUGUAGGUACAGAAUUAAAAAUACAAAACAUUACGGAGCCAGGGGAGGGGGGUAAUAAUUGUGACAUUAAUAUCAGAUAAUUUCAGAGUUUUAUAAUCUUUAUAAUCUCAGAGAAUAUCUUAGUUUUCUCUCUAAAUAUAACUCCUCUUCUGGCUCCGGAAGUUAUUUAUUUUGACCUUCAACACGUUGUCACAGUUUACUUUAUUGCAUUUAGAAAAAAGUCCAACCUGAACUGUCUCUUCAUCGGGUACAGAGUUAUUGUUUUUCAAGUUGAAUCAAUUUAAGGAUAAACUUGUUGAAGAUUUGUGCAUUUUUCGACUUGGCAAGCAAAGACAGCGAGAACACACGGUGUCCAUGUAACCACACUUGUAGUUUUAUUUUUGUGAUUUAGAAUUUAUCGCAUUUGAAGAAGAUAAUUGUAUUUAGUAAAUUAAAACAAUGUAAGAAAUGACCUAACAGUGAGAGUAGAAAAUGCUUCAGUUAAAUGUGAGCAAACACGAGUAUGAAAGCAGUUACAUUUAGCAGAAUGUGGAUGUUUUAUUUGCGGUGUACGUUCACCUGUGCUCUGUUCUAUCGGCUGUAUUUCUGUGACACUAGUACGAACACUGAAGGGUGUCGCGGCUCAGACUGAAGUCGUGAACCCGCUGUCUGUCUGCGCUCGUGCUUUGCUGAACUUAUUAUCCUCGGGGACAAUAGCUGGCCAGCGUGAGCUCCCUUUAACUCCAGAGAUGUUUAAUGGUUAUUGUGGGCUGAGGAAGAGUUGAUUUAAACAGUUCUUUAGAGCUCAAACGUAAAACUUAAAGCUGCAUUAAUCGAUAUAUAUUCUACUGAAAGUGAACCUAAUGGCUGCAUGUAAAAUUAUCUCCAACUCCGCAGUUUUUUAGUGAAUUUGGUGUUUUGUUUUCCAGCCCACAUAUUGUUAAUAUUAUUACCCGACAGACGAGAGUUACAACUAUAUUUAGAACAAAGACAGAUUUAAAAGAACACAACUCAGUUUCAACAAAGUUUAAACAAAACAACGUCAGAUGUUGUGUUUUCAGUUUGUUCUGCUGCCCCCAAGUGGCCCAAAAAAUAUCACAGAAUGGUAUUCCAGUGAGGGUCGGGGCAUCCAAACCUUUCCUUUAAGUUUUGGGAUUUUCAUCACAAACGAAAUAUAUUCUGAUUCUCUCUCUGGCGGAGAGUUUUAUGACACCGCUCUCAUAUCUGGAGCUACAGCGGCUCGUUAGCUUAGCUUAGCA